AUGGUCAACCCCACUGUGUUCUUCAACAUUGCGGCCGAUGGCGAGCCCUUGGGCCGCGUCUCCUUCGAGCUGUUUGCAGACAAAGUUCCAAAGACAGCAGAAAACUUUCGUGCUCUGAGCACUGGAGAGAAAGGAUUUGGAUAUAAGGGUUUUUCCUUUCACAGGAUUAUUCCAGGAUUCAUGUGCCAGGGUGGUGACUUCACACGCCACAAUGGCACUUGCGGCAGAUCCAUCUACGGAGAAAAAUUUGAGGAUGAGAACUUCAUCCUGAAGCAUACAGGUCCUGGCAUCUUGUCCAUGGCAAAUGCUGGACCAAACACAAACGGUUCCCAGUUUUUUAUCUGUACCACCAAAACUGAGUGGCUGGACGGCAAACAUGUGGUCUUUGGGAAGGUGAAAGAAGGCAUGAACAUUGUGGAAGCCAUGGAGCGUUUUGGGUCCAGGAAUGGCAAGAACAGCAAGAUCACCAUUUCCGACUGUGGACAACUCUAAUUCUUUUGACUUGCGGGCUUCUUACCCACCAGACCAUUCCUUCUGUAGCUCAGGAGAGCACCCCAGCCCCAUCUGCUCGCAGUACACUGUAAUCU
This is a messenger RNA of Chionomys nivalis (European snow vole), 587 nucleotides long. RefSeq names its product peptidyl-prolyl cis-trans isomerase A-like. The record is from RefSeq and is a predicted model, not a curated record. Gene Ontology annotation, biological process: protein peptidyl-prolyl isomerization. Gene Ontology annotation, molecular function: peptidyl-prolyl cis-trans isomerase activity. The transcript has a single exon. Lineage: Eukaryota; Metazoa; Chordata; Mammalia; Rodentia; Cricetidae. Bases 1 to 492 code for a protein of 163 amino acids.